CUUCACUCACCAGCUGCACCCGCGGAGGGAGGAGCGGAUUGGAUGACGCGCGCAGCAGCAGCAUCGCGCACUUCAAGGCGUCGUCGCUGCUGACGCGGCCGCGACCCGCCUCCCCACGACCCUGCGCGCCGCUGAUGCGUGGGCCCCACCCCACCGCUUUAUAACCACGCCGACGCCGCCCCCAUCCCACCCCCCACACUCCCCUCCGUUCCGGACUCUCAAGCAGGAGCGGCGGACGGCGGCGCGCGCGUCUCCGUCUCCUCGCGCGGCGAAUCGCAGAUAGAAUCGGAUUGAUUCUCCGUAGGUUUCUGUUUCGGCGGGUUGGGCGUGAUGGCGGUCGCGUCGCGCCUGGCGGUGGCGCGGGUGGUCCAGCCGGACGGCGGCGCGGCGGGCGGGAGGAAGGGGCGUCAGGGGUUCGCGGUGGUCGGGCUCCCCGCGGCCGGGAGGAGGGGGAGGCGGCGCGGCGGGGCCGUGGCGGCCAGCCCCCCCACUGAGGAGGCGGCCAAGUUGACGGAGCCGCUCACCAAGGAGGACCUCGUCGCCUACCUCGCGUCCGGCUGCAAGCCCAAGGAGAACUGGAGAAUUGGCACAGAGCAUGAAAAGUUUGGUUUUGAUGUCGAAACAUUGCGCCCUAUAACGUAUGAUCAGAUCAGUGCUAUACUCAAUGGGCUGUCUGAGAGAUUUGAAUGGGACAAGAUAAUGGAAGAAAACCAUGUUAUUGGUCUCAAGCAGGGAAAGCAAAACAUUUCACUAGAACCUGGUGGCCAGUUUGAACUUAGUGGCGCUCCCCUCGAAACAUUACAUCAAACUUGUGCGGAGGUCAAUUCACAUCUUUAUCAGGUCAAAGCAGUUGGAGAGGAAUUGGGAGUAGGAUUUCUUGGAAUGGGUUUUCAGCCAAAAUGGGCUCUGACUGAUAUACCAAUAAUGCCCAAGGGAAGGUAUGAAAUCAUGAGGAAUUACAUGCCUAAAGUUGGUACUCUUGGCCUUGAUAUGAUGUUCCGCACGUGCACUGUACAGGUUAAUCUCGAUUUCAGUUCAGAGCAAGAUAUGAUAAGAAAAUUCCGUGCUAGCCUUGCAUUGCAGCCUAUCGCGACAGCAAUAUUCGCAAAUUCUCCCUUUAAAGAAGGAAAACCAAAUGGGUUUCUCAGUUUAAGAAGCCAUAUAUGGACUGAUACUGAUAACAACCGCUCGGGGAUGCUUCCUUUUGUUUUUGAUGACACAUUUGGAUUUGAGCAAUAUGUGGACUAUGCAUUGGACGUGCCAAUGUAUUUUGUAUACCGGAACAAGACUUACAUUGACUGUACUGGAAUGUCAUUUCGGGAUUUCAUGGCAGGAAAGCUCCCACAGGUUCCAGGGGAGUUGCCCACUUUGAACGAUUGGGAGAACCAUCUAACAACAAUUUUUCCUGAGGUUAGGUUGAAGAGAUACAUGGAGAUGAGAGGUGCUGAUGGUGGACCUUGGAGGAGAUUGUGUGCUUUGCCUGCAUUUUGGGUUGGGUUGUUGUAUGACGACGAAUCACUACAGAGCAUUAUUGACAUGACUUCUGACUGGACAAAGGAAGAAAGAGAGAUGUUGAGACGGAAGGUGCCAGUAACUGGUUUGAAGACGCCAUUCCGGGAUGGGUAUGUAAGAGAUUUAGCUGAAGAUGUUCUCCAGUUAGCUAAGAAUGGAUUAGAAAGAAGAGGAUACAAGGAGGUUGGUUUCCUGAGAGAAGUCGACGAAGUUGUUAGAACAGGAGUGACACCUGCCGAGAAGCUUCUGAAUCUAUACGAGACGAAGUGGCAGCGCAGCGUGGACCCUGUGUUCGAGGAGUUGUUAUAUUGAUAUAUACUGAUAUCAUAUAUAACUUCGGUGGACGCUGGACAAGGUGGACAGGGUCUUCAGAUUGUAUCCCCAUACAAAAUCCCGUCCCCAAUUCUACAAGCCACCUGACCAGGGAAACCUACUCUCCGGUCUCGUGGCUGCGAAUAAUUUUGAGCUCGGAACACUCUGUUUGUGGCUUGCCGCCUUUCUUUUUUCGGCUGUGUGGACCUUUUACAGCUUCUGAUUUUUCUCGCAUCUCCAGGGAGCCGGAACAAACACCUGUUUGUACCGAUCCCCUUUUCAUCUUUUCCUGAUGAACUGCUUGUAUUCGGAAUAAAUCCAUCUCGUGUGAUGAUGGAAGGAACCUGUUCUCCAGAAAUAAUAAUUCAGAGUGUUUGGGACGUA
This is a messenger RNA of Aegilops tauschii subsp. strangulata, 2208 nucleotides long. Its product is annotated as glutamate--cysteine ligase B, chloroplastic. The record is from RefSeq and is a predicted model, not a curated record. Gene Ontology annotation, molecular function: glutamate-cysteine ligase activity. NCBI's taxonomy places the organism in Eukaryota, Viridiplantae, Streptophyta, Magnoliopsida, Poales, Poaceae. Gene Ontology annotation, biological process: glutathione biosynthetic process.